Molecule: messenger RNA, 975 nt
Organism: Caenorhabditis briggsae
Lineage: Eukaryota; Metazoa; Nematoda; Chromadorea; Rhabditida; Rhabditidae
Gene: Cbr-nstp-2
Product: Protein CBR-NSTP-2
Exons: 7
Coding region: 1-975 (324 amino acids)
Biological process (GO): transmembrane transport
Cellular component (GO): Golgi membrane; endoplasmic reticulum membrane
Molecular function (GO): UDP-N-acetylglucosamine transmembrane transporter activity; UDP-xylose transmembrane transporter activity
Source: RefSeq, a predicted model, not a curated record
AUGGCGUCUGCGGCAGCACCGAUUCUCGGUGUACUCGGUAGCUGUAUGGGAUGUAUGGUUUUUGUGGAGAACAUUGCCAAACAAGAGCCAGCCGCGAUGAACCUGAUGACGUUCUCCACGUUCUUGUUCAUCUCAUCCAUUGGACUCGUAUUCACAUCGAAAUUCUUCACAGUAAAAAAUCAAAUUCCAUUGGAAGGCUAUUUCAAAACUGUAAGCAUGUUCUUCAUCGUUAACGUCGUCAAUAAUCAGGCUCUCAAUUUCCAUGUGCCGGUUCCAUUGCAUAUUAUUUUCAGAUCGGGUUCCCUUCUUGCCACACUGAUUCUCUCCGUUGUUAUUGUCGGGAAAAGUUACUCGGCUCGCAAGUACAUCUCCGUAUUUGCCAUUACCGUUGGAAUCGUCAUCUGCACACUUGCCACGUCAUCUCAAGGAGAUUCAGGGCUUUCGAUGGAAGAAGCAUCGAAACACUAUAAAGAGUGGUCUAUUGGAAUUGCAAUGCUUACUUUCGCUCUUUUAGCUUCGGCAUACUUGGCUAUUUGCCAGCAACAAAUGUACGAGAAAUACGGAAAACAUCCCGAUGAGGCAAUGUUCAUUACGCACUUUGUGUCUCUCCCAUUCUUCCUUGUCAUGGGCGGUGACAUAGUCUCAGCUUCAACCAAGCUUAGCGCAAGUGCACCAUAUGCUUUGAUUCCCGGAGUUCCUUCUCUUUGGGUUGACUUGUUUGCUAGUUGUGUUCUUCAGUACGGAUGCAUCAAGUAUGUUUACCAACUGAAUUCUCGUGUUGAUUCACUGACGGUCACACUUGUCGUCACACUUCGUAAAUUCCUCUCACUGAUUGUUUCGAUUGUUUAUUUCAAAAAUCCAUUCACAGCUCAACACUGGGUUGGAGCAUUGCUCGUGUUCGCUGGAACCCUUGCAUUCGCUGAUAUCUGGGGAGGACAACCAGCCAAAAAACAGGAAGAGAAGAAAAAACAAUAG